Molecule: messenger RNA, 1254 nt
Organism: Aspergillus udagawae
Lineage: Eukaryota; Fungi; Ascomycota; Eurotiomycetes; Eurotiales; Aspergillaceae
Product: putative DnaJ domain protein
Exons: 2
Coding region: 1-1254 (417 amino acids)
Biological process (GO): protein refolding
Cellular component (GO): cytoplasm
Molecular function (GO): Hsp70 protein binding
Source: RefSeq, a predicted model, not a curated record
AUGCGUCUAAUUAUAAUUCUGCUUGCGAUUGCCCUCUGUCUGGUCCUGGCGGUGGCCAAGGAGGAUUACUAUAAGAUCCUGGGGCUGGACCGCUCCGCCUCGGAGCGGGAUAUCAAGCGCGCAUAUCGGACGCUGAGCAAGAAGUUCCAUCCGGACAAGAAUCCAGGCGACGAGACGGCGCGUGAGAAAUUCGUCGAAAUCGCAGACGCCUACGAUGUGCUCUCCACAUCUGCCACGCGGAAAAUCUACGACCAGUACGGCCACGAGGGAAUCGAGCAGCACCGGCAGGGCGGGACGGCAGGACGCCCUGCGAACGACCCCUUUGAUCUGUUCUCGCGGUUUUUCGGCGGCGGCGGACACUUCGGGCAUGCGCCGGGCCACAGGCGCGGACCGGACAUGGAGAUGCGGGUGGGGCUGCCGCUGCAGGAUUUCUACAAGGGGCGGGAGAUCCGGUUUGGGAUUGAGAAGCAGCAGAUCUGCGAUGCCUGCGAGGGGACGGGGUCGGCGGACCGGCAGGUGGUAACGUGCCCCAAGUGCAGUGGGCGGGGAAGGAUAAUCCAGAAGCACAUGCUUGCGCCGGGGAUGUACCAGCAGGUGCAGAUGCCGUGCGACGCGUGCCACGGCCAGGGCAAGACGAUUAAGAAGCCAUGUCCUGUGUGUGCGGGGCAGCGGGUUGUGCGGCGCGAGGUGGAGACGGUUGCGACGGUGGAGCCGGGCAUGGACAAGGGUACGCGGCUGGUGUUUGAGAACGAGGGCGACGAGAGCCCCGACUGGGUGGCGGGCGAUCUGAUCCUGGUGCUGGAGGAGAAGGAACCCGAGCUGGCGGCCGACCAGGAGCGCCGCAACGACGGCACGUUCUUCCGGCGCAAGGGCAGGCACCUGUUCUGGAGGGAGGUGCUCUCGCUGCGGGAGGCGUGGAUGGGCGAUUGGACGCGCAACAUUACGCAUCUGGAUGGGCAUGUCGUGCAGCUGGGCCGCAAGCGCGGCGAGGUUGUCCAGCCGCUUUCCGUCGAGACGGUCGAGGGCGAGGGCAUGCCCUUUUACUCCGAGGGUCAUUUGCACGAGCACCACGACCACGAUUCUGAGCCGGGCAACCUGUACGUCGAGUACACCGUCGUCCUGCCGGACCAGAUGGAGAGCGGGAUGGAGAAAGAUUUCUGGGCCAUCUGGGAGAAAUGGCGCAAGAAGAACGGGGUCGAUCUCGGCAAGGACAGUGGCCGGCCUAUGCCUUCAGAGGGCAAAGAUGAAUUAUAA